ACUUCAAAAUACUCAAUUUCAUUUCAUGGCAACAGAAAUGGUUACCGGUGCUCUUGUUUCUGCUUUCGUCGAGAGGACUAUUGAUACUUUGGCUUCCCGUUUUGUGGACAUAUUCCGUGGAAGAAAACACAAUAAGAAGCAACUCAGCGACUUGAAGAUGAAGCUUCUAGCCAUUGAUGUUGUGGCUUUUGAUGCAGAACAAAAGCAGUUCACAAAUCCACGUGUGAGAGAUUGGCUUCUCAGGGCCAAAGAUGCUGUGCUUGAUGCAGAGGACCUCUUGGAUGAAAUAGAGUGUGAACUCCCCAAAAGCCAAGUGGAAGCUGAGUCUCAGAGUGCUGCUAAGAAGGUAUGGAAUUCCGUCAGAUCUUUUGUCGGUUUCUUUGAAAAUAAAAUUGAUUCAAGGAUGGAACAAGUCAUUGAGAACCUAGAACAUCUCGCAACCCAAAGCGAUUUACUAGGUUUGAAAAAGGGUAGUGGUGUUGGUGUUGGAUCAGGAUCGGGUAGUAAAUUAACAUAUACAUCUUUGCCAAAUGAAACUGUUAUCUAUGGCAGAGAUGAUGACAGAGAAUUUAUCUUUAACUGGUUCACAUCUGACACUAACAAGAGCCUAUCUAUACUGUCUAUUGUGGGCAUGGGUGGGUUGGGAAAGACUUCACUUGCCCAACAUGUAUUCAAUGACCCAAGGAUUGAAGAAAAUUUUGAUAUUAAAGCUUGGGUCAGUGUUCCACAGGAAUUUGAUGUUUUUAAUGUAUCAAGAGCGAUUCUUGGAGGUGUUGCAACAUUAACUGAUGAUAGUACAAAUCUGGAGAUGGUUCACAGAAAAUUGAAAGAAAACUUGACGGGGAAGAAAUUUCUUCUUGUUUUGGAUGACAAUUGGAACGAAAACCAAUCCAAAUGGGAACAAGUGCAGAAAGCUCUUGGUUUUGGGGCCACAGGAAGUAGGCUUCUUGUCACUACACGAAGUGAGAAGGUUGCUGUUACCAUGCGAUCAGAAAAGCACCUCCUGCAAGUAAUAAAAGAAGAUGAUUGCUGGGAAUUGUUCGAAAAACAUGCAUUCCAAAGUGUUCAACCAGAUCCAGAUUUUAUGGAGAUCGGUAAGAAGAUAGUUGAAAAAUGUGAAGGGCUUCCUGUAGCCUUGAAAACAAUGGGAAGUCUAUUACGCAAUAAAUCAUCCCUUUGCGAAUGGGAAAACAUUAUGAAAAGUGAGAUAUGGGACUUUUCAGAAAAUGAAAGUAAUAUACUCCCUGCUUUAAAACUGAGUUAUCUUCACCUUCCUUCUCAUCUAAAGAAAUGUUUUGCUUCCUGUGCCUUAUUUCCCAAGGGUUGUGUGUUUGACAAGGAGGGUUUAAUUCAACUAUGGAUGGCUGAAAAUUUUUUGGAAAGCCUUCCACAGACAAAGAGUUCUAAAGAAGUUGGUGAACAAUAUUUCAAUGAUCUAUUAUCGUGGUCUUUCUUUCAACAAUCAAACAAGGAAGAAAAAAAUUGUUUUAUCAUGCAUGACCUUCUUAUUGAUUUGGCAAAAUAUGUUUGUGGAGACAUUUGCAUCAGGUUAGAAGUCGAUGAACCACAAGAACUACCCAAAAGAACUCGUCACAUUUCAUUUACAACUGAUCUUCUUCAAAAUUUUGAUGGGUUUGAAAAUUUGAUUGAUACUCAAAAGUUGCAUACAUUUGUACAAACAAGUUGGAGAAAGUAUCCUCCCACUUUUGUGUCCUCUUGGUAUUGCAAGAUGUCGAUAGAUGACUUCUUUUCCAAAUUUAAGUACAUACGCGUCUUAUCAUUGUAUGACUUUCUUAACCUUAACGAGGUGCCUAAAUCUAUAGGAAAUCUUAAGCAUCUUCGUUCAUUAGAUCUCUCUUACACUAGAAUAGAAAACCUACCCGAUUCUGUGGGUCUACUCUACAAGUUGCAAAUACUGAAGCUAAACAAUUGUGAAAGAUUAAAGGAGCUUCCCUCAUGUUUGCUUCAACUCAACAAAUUGUGUUUCCUAGAACUAUUAAACACUAAAGUGAAAAAUGUGCAUAUUUUGGGAAAUUUGAAGAAUCUCCAAGUACUGAUGAACUUGUUUUGUGUUGACAUACAUGAGGAACUCAGUAUUCAGCAACUUGGACAAAUCAAUAUUCAUGGAAGUUUAACAAUUAGUGGGCUGCAAAAUAUUGAGAAUCCCUCUCAUGCAUCACAAGCAUGUCUGGAGAACAAACCACACCUUGUGGAGCUAGUGUUAGAUUGGAAUUGGAGUAACAACUCCUUUGCUGAUUCAAGUGACAGCUCCUCUGUAAUUGAGAAUCUACAACCUUCAAAACACUUGAAGAAGUUGUCAAUAAGGAGCCAUGUGGGUGAACAAUUUCCAAAUUGGUUACUUAAUAAUUCAUUACCAAAUCUGGUGUCCUUAGUGUUGGAGUUAUGUUAUUCUUGCAAACGUUUACCUCCCCUUGGACUUUUGCCAUUUCUUAAGGACUUGAAAAUUAAAAGUCUUUAUGGGAUAGUGAGUAUUGAUGCUGAUUUUCAUGGGAGCAAUUCUUCUUCGUUUAAAUCCCUGGAGACAUUGCAUUUCUCUGAUAUGGGAGAAUGGGAAAAAUGGGAAUGUAAAGCUGUGACAGAUGCUUUUCCACGUCUACAACAUCUUUAUAUACAUCAUUGUCCCAAGCUCAAAGGGCAGUUGCCAGAGCUACUUGUUCCUUUAGAAAAUCUACACAUUGAAGACUGCAAAGAACUUGAGGCUUUCGCUCCUAGGGCUGUAGAUUUAAAACUAGAAUACAGUGAAAAGGUGUUGUUUGAUUGGGCUACAGUGAAAAGCCUCAAAUUGGCUGGGUACAACAUAGAAGCAUCAUUCAUGGAAAUGGUUACGGAUAUCGUACCUCACAAUUCUAUUCAACACUUACAGAUUAAUGACUUCGAUCAUCAUCCUUGUCCAAAUGUUAGUGACUUUGUCUCUCUGUGGACCUUUCCUCUACAUUUCUUCCCUACACUAAGGACGCUUACUCUCCUGCGUUUAAAUAAUUUACAGAAGAUUUCACAAAAUCACAUACAUAAUCAUUUGGAGGGUCUGACAAUCUGUUGUUGCCCCAAAAUUGAAUCAAUUUCUGAAAACUGGGAUAUGCUCAAGAGUUUAUUAAUACAAGAUUGUCCAAGACUUGAGCCUUUCACUGAGGGAGGUUUGCCAUCAAAUCUAAAAAAGAUGACACUCAGUAAAUGCUCUACACUUGUUGAUUCAUUGAAAGGAGCUUUGGGAGACAAUCCUUCUUUGAAAAUAUUACGUGUUGAUAGUCUGGAUGACGAAUGUUUUCCUCGUAAAGAUUGGCUUCCACUCUCUCUUACUGAUCUAACCAUCUACAAUUUUCCAAAUCUAGAAAAACUGGACUUCAGGCUUCUCAAUCAACUCUCAUCUCUUAAAAUACUAACUCUUGUGAACUGUCCCAAGCUUCUACCCUUACCAGACGAGGUCUUCCUAAAUCAAUAUCAGAUCUUGUUUUAAAUUGUUGUUUUUCGUUGCAGGAAAGGAGGUGCAGACUGGGAAAAGAUUGCUCACAUUCCGAGAUUCCAGAGAAUGGAUAUGUUAUAGUGUU
Messenger RNA from Vigna unguiculata (cowpea), 3566 nucleotides. Its product is annotated as putative disease resistance RPP13-like protein 1. The record is from RefSeq and is a predicted model, not a curated record. Lineage: Eukaryota; Viridiplantae; Streptophyta; Magnoliopsida; Fabales; Fabaceae.